AUGUACCCAAGACCACUUUCACGUGAAACUGGUGCCAUCAGAAGGUCUUACUCUAGGGAAUCAAUACAAGACGACACAUAUGGGGAAAGGAACCGCACUGGAAGAGGAAGAGCUGGAAGAGGGGGGCGUGGUCGUGGCUUUGGAGGAGGGAGAGGCAGAGGGGGGGGAAGAAGUGGACGUGCAGAAGACGGAGCACAGGGGCACAAUCCUCGUCAAGUAAGGCUCGGAUUCAAAGCACUUCAGGAACUGGACACUAAAACCCCUGACGAAAUCAUUCUGGAUUUGACGUCAAGCCGAUGUUUCCCAGCUACCGAGUUUUUACUGAACCAGCAAUCAGCCAUGAAGGAUGACUGGAUUGUACUGACAGUGAGUAUCAUUGCCAAAGCCUGCGGUUGUAGUUCCAAGGAGUUCUUAAUCAAGCUACUCAACCUUCUACCGAAAUCUCUUUUCUUCACUGCACAUCUAAGAACAUUCCUCAACAGGCUGUCCGCUUGCCGCAAGCCUGCCACGGAAGUAGCCACGUUUCUAAGAAAUGUUGUGAGAAUAAUGAAGGAGUUGCUUCGAACAUUUCCGAAUUCAUACGCAGACCUUCCAGUAUCUGAGUUGUAUUGUGGAAUCAGGAUUUUUUCCGACACCCAACAGCCUGAUGGUGCCUUAGUGGCAGAAGGAGAGGAACUGAUGAAGCUGAGGAGUCAAAAGGCAGAUGAGCUGAGGAAAGUGGAAGAAGAAAAACAACACAGAAGGAGACCACGGAGAGACGGUGAGUGUGCAUGAUAGUGAAGGCGAUAAGAUUGCGGCUGCAUUAACGUUGCUGUUUUUUUUUUGGUGACAUAAGUCGCCUAAUAUAACUAAGCAGUCACAAAAAAGAUAUAGUUUUAAUUCUUGCUGUCGCAGACGGUUGCAAUCACCAAAUGACGUCGUAAUACAAAAGAUUUUAAAGGCAAAGACCAAAACAAGAAUGUUUCCACCAGUCAAAUUGUUCGUCAUUUUCUGUUAUAGCUGGAGAGAAUGAUGAUGUAGAUCCACCUGAUAAUUUCCGUGAGUACAGCGUUAUACCAACGCAACAGGACAUCUUGACAGGGGAGCGUCCCUUCCUCAGAAGGAACAAAACUGAUGGGAGCUACAAUGAUGCAGAACACUAUUUGGACGUGCAAUUUCGUCUCCUUCGUGAAGACUUCGUGAGGCCGCUACGUGAAGGAAUUGCUAAGCUGCUAGAGCGCAUUGGCUCUGCCAAGAUUGGUGCCCUGCAAGACAUCCGCGUGUACAAAGAUGUCCGACUGUUAUACCCUGUAUGUACGACGGACGGACUUCGGUACAGGAUUAAAUUUGAUAGCACCAGGCUAAGAAAUGUGCGCUGGGAGAACAGCAAACGAUUAAUCUUUGGUUCGCUGAUGUGUCUUUCUAAGGACAAGUUUGAAAGUUUUGUGUUUGCUACCAUAGCCAAUCGCGAUCCGAAGGAAUUAAAGCAGGUAAGUUGUCAUCCUUUUCCACAUAUUCUCCUUCUCACAUUUCUGACCUAACGUCAUCCUCAGACACCCAGGGGAAUUCAGUCAGGUCGUAAGAAACGGCGCGGUGAGGGUUUCAAGUACGUGCUUAGAAGAGCCCGGUACCUAAAAACUUUCGUCGCACUGAAUUUUCAAUAGAAAAAUAUUUCCGAUUAUUUAACGUAGACCAACCGAGACGAGGCAAGAUCAAACUCAAACCAGUUUUCUUCCACGACAAAUUAUCAAUCUGUUUAGCGUUUUCAAUCGUCACACCCUUAUUGUUCAGUUGCUCAACAAUAAGAAUUUUAUCAAUCAUUUAAGGCAGUUGCAUCUAAUAUUUCCCUCUCCAGGGUAUAGUGGACAUACAGUUCAUUAAUCUCUCUGAUUACGUAAGACUUGAAGAAGGAGACGUGUUUCAGAUGGUAGAAAGCACUGUGUACUUUGAAGCCUAUCGUCAUAUACUGGAAGGACUCAAAGAGGUGGAUCCCGCACGCCUGCCUUUGCAGGUUAGAAACGCACUAGGGAAAUUCUAUACUACUUUCGUGACGUACAUUUCAGUUAAUUGACUAUCGACGUCCUUUUGAGCCACCUGCCACAAAGAAUGAGUAGUACAGUAGCUCUCCCAAACCUCUAUUUUUAUUGGCCUAAAUAAGCUUUAGCGCUAGGGGUAUUGUUUGUUUUGAACCAUUUGUCAUCUAUUGUUUCGUUCUCCAAUCACUAGCUACACCUUCUCCAAAGAAACAAUACCGUUAACUGAAAAGAAACGUUACUGUUAUAAAAAGUCGUGACCAGUCAUUAACUAGUAACGAAAGACUAAACAGAAAGCUGGAGACUGGCUGAAAACGAGAAAAACCAUGCCAGAGGUACCAGUGCAUUUAAAGGGGCUAUGCCACGCUAAUUGCAAUUGCUAUCUUUUUAUCACUUCGCAUCAACUGGCUUCCAAAAAUAAUGGUCCAAUUUCUUUUUUUAAGACAAUAUUUAGGAACUGAAACUUUUCCACGUCGUCUCCUGUACGUAUGGCAACGAUGGAAAUGAAUUGAAAACUUGAAAGCGUUGACCCAACUUUUUCGAGUUUUACUGCUUUGCCUGCAAAAAUCGACCACAAAUUAUUGUGGCCAGUGCUCCCUGAUGAAAAUUGUUUGACAUCGUUUCCAUAACUCUACAGGAGAAUUUUAUGUAUGGGUCAAGGCAUUAAUCAAUGAUAUGUCCUUAGCACAGAAUUCAAAAUAUUUUCCCUAUUGUGAUUGGCUAAAAGCACUCGUUUAAUUCACCAUAACCGGUUACUGAUGACCAAAUUUGGAAGAAUUUUGUGUUUAACGAGGAAAUGACGUCAAAAAUGCAGCGUUUUCGCAGGUUAAGGCACCGUUAACCGAGAAGACCUGGGGACGAGGUUGAGUUGUUUUCAUUGUAAACUUGAAAAAUGGCGGACAUUUCACCCGUUUCAAGAGUAAGAACUAGGCGAAAACAUAGCUAAAAACAUGGCAAGAACAGCGAGAAGACAACUCGAAGGGCGACAUCUGCUACUUGGAGAAUAUUUGCACAGCAGGACAAACCUAAACGUGCACUAUCGAAGAUGAACUUAACAUCGAUGGAUCGAUGGAGGUUAGCAUGUUUUAGCCAUGUUUUUAAAGUAGGAAUUACUUUGAAUGAAUAAUAAAACAAUUAUUGAAUUCGGCUUUCGUAUCAUAUGAAGAAUUAUGGAGAUCUCGGAGGGUGUGAUCUCCUCGAUCUCCAUAAUUCUUCGUAAGAUACUCAGUCUCAUUCAUUAAUCGUUAAAUAUCCUCGUGACAUAGCUCCAUUUACCCCCAAGAGAUUUACCCCUCUUAAUUUAAUUGACGAUGGGGACUGUUCUGUGAUACUUUCUUAAAAACAGAAGUACAUUGUCAACUGUGAGAAACAGGUUGACCCACCAGCUUACUUGAGGAACAGGUAUCGCGGAACAGUUACGUUUGAUCUCACACCCAUCAUGAGCGAAGAGUCCAGAAAUUCUACCACAAGGUAAGCUGAACAAGAUCAUUUUACAAAGACAGUUAAGAAUGGCGUUGCUUAAAUGCAACGAUUGAGUUUGGUGUGAGAUACUCCAGUAAAUAAGUAAAAAACGAUCUGCGAAAAAUCCAAUUACUGGGCAGUAACCGACUUAAUGGGGCACGUUACUUCACGUGAGCCUUCCCGUCACAAGUAAUAGGAUGAUAUCUGGAGGCCUGUGCCCCUGAGUCUGGAAAUGGUCUUCAAAGCAGAUAUGGCCAUGCCCAUGAUGUGUUUUGUUUCCCAUCGCCCGAAGGACCAACUACAACUUUCCCUUAAACCGAAAAAUAAUCAUUAUGUUUAAUAAUUUGUACAAUUAUAUUUGUGAAGACGGGUUUCACGUAGGCAAUCUUAACGACACAUCUCGCUGUCGCGGGUUUCUUUACAGGCUCAUGUGACUUUUGCUGAAACAUACAAAAGAAUUUCAUAAAAGGUUCUAGUUUUAAAAGCUUUAAGGCCUUUUCUAGCCUGUGGGCACGUGCCACAAGGAAAAGGAGGACAUCUACACGAAGCCAAUACAUUUUCCUAUCCUUUAACAUAUUUUCUCUUUCGUUUUCUUCUUUCUCAUGUGUCGCGCUGUCUUCAGUAAGGGAGUUUCAGCAACAAACAAAAUAACUGCGUUAACAAUACUACUGAAAGAAACGUAUUAGAGUUUCUUUGGUGCUCUCACUAAGGCUGUCACUGACAUACUUAACGGUCUAAACGGUGUUGUUCGAUUCGGUUUUUGCAGCGCUUCCAGCCUAAUGCAUUUAAGGACACGAUUUUCCGCACGAUUUGCCGGAUUGAAUCUUAGAGACGACAAUCACAGAGGUAAGUAGAACCUCAUUUUUAGACACCUCAAUCUGACCAUGGAAUUUUCAAAUCUUCAAGCUGGCGGCAAAGAAAAUGCACCUAUGGAAUACUUCUAAUAUCGAGGAACGUUUUAUCAUCACUGCACCCUUUCUGUUACUCAUUCACCCACUUAAAUUUUUUAAGGGUAAGUUAAUUAUGUCAGCCAGCUUCUAAAAAAAAUGUCCAGAAUUAUAGUGCGUAAUUUUUAGUCACAACAUAACAGCCUUUUUUUCCUUCCCAAAAGGAAGCAGUGUUCCAAUUCUAAGCCUAGUCUCCUGGCCGUCCGCGAAAGAGCUGGAACUUGAUGACUCCCAGUACAGAGCUAUACAGAUGGCGCUGACAAAAGAGUUUGCGGUUAUUCAAGGACCACCAGGCACUGGGAAGACAUAUAUUGGACUUAAAGUAAGUGAAAAUGUGAAAAUUGGUCUACGAGUAAAGGACAUUCCACAUGUCGUCAUUCAGGCUUGUUGUGAGCUAAUCUGUUCUCACAAAUGUGAUGAAGAUGGAAUCGUCUGAACAUAUGGAACUAGAGGAUAUGACGAUACACUUCACUAUAAAAAUAGGCUUGUUUAGGGUUUCGAUGCUUGACCACGAGGAGCCGCAAGAGGUGAUAUUUUUGCACGGCAUCUGGCGGCACAUCAAAGAAUUUGGAAUUGAAGGGCAAAUUCCUAGAAUAUCUUCGCCAGUUAAGCUAGAGAAAAGGUGUUAAAAAACCUAAGGAUCGAAAACAACACGUCAAUCAAAAUAUCACUUGGACCUUUUCGCUAAUGAAGAGCUAUCACGCGGCUAAGCUUGAAUUAGACAUAUAUUGAAAUAUGAACUCGUGUCAAUAAAGUAUCAUAAGUGAGUGGGAAUCGCUCCUAGUUAAAAAACUGGUUCACGGGAAUAUGCAUCUCUUCUAGUUAAGAGAAGGGAAUCAGAACUGCUUUUCAUGCAGGAACAGGUUUUCUUCGGGCUAACUACAAAACUUCAGCUUAUUUCACUCCUUGACAUUGUCAAAGCGCAUUUUGUAAAGAUAACUUUUUCCGCUUUAUCAGCUUUUUUUAUAUUAUAUUCCAUUAAUGUUUAACCUCCCUCAAAAAGCCAAAUAAUAUAAAUGCUGUUGUUAAAAAAAGCGUUUUACCUGUUUUCGUGAAUUCGUUACCCAAAGAUCACUAUGCUCAAAGGACAGGGCAAAAUUUCCAGGAGAAAGGCGUUAAUUUUUUUCCCACGAGAUUACAAAGAGAAAAUGCAAUGAUUAUUAUUGUAACCAUCAGGUAUACCCUACUCACGAGGUUACGGACAGCAAAUGCAGCGAUUAUUUUUAAUGUAACCAUCAGGUAUGUUCUACCCACGAGGUUACAAAGAGAAAAUUCAAUGAUUAUUAUUAACGUAACCUUCAGGUAUGUUCUACCCACGAGGUUACAGAGAGCAAAUGCAGUGAUUAACAUUAUUAUUAAAUGUAACCGUCAGGUAUAUUCUACCCACGAGGUUACAAAGGGAAAAUGCAAUGAUUAUUAUUAACGUAACCUUCAGGUAUGUUCUACCCACGAGGUUACAGAGAGCAAAUGCAGUGAUUAUUAUUAAAUGUAACCGUCAGUUAUAUUCUACCCACGAGGUUACGUAUAGCAAAUGCAGUGAUAUUAUUAAUGUAACCAUCAGGUAUGUUCUACCCACGAGGUCACAAAGAGAAAGUGUAAUGAUUAUUAUUAACGUAACCUUCAGGUAUGUUCUACCCACGAGGUUACAGAGAGCAAAAGCAGUGAUUAUUAUUUUAAAUGUAACCAUCAGGUAUGUUCUACCCACGAGGUUACAAAGAGAAAAUGCAAUGAUUAUCAUUAACGUAACCUUCGGGUAUGUUCUACCCACGAGGUUACAGAGAGCAAAUGCAGUGAUUAUUAUUAAUGUAACCAUCGAGUAUGUUCUACCCACGAGGUUACAGAGAGCAUGCAAAUGCAGUAACAAUUAUUAGAUUUUAGUGCAACUAUCAGGUUGAGUUCUUCCAUUAAAAAAGUUUUUUGCUAGGGUUAAACAAGUUUGGCUUUCAUGAGUUUCAAGGUGCAAGAAAUUAUCAGUAUAAUUAUAGCACACAAACAUUGUCAUCUAAUUUUUCGCACGUAGCCGGAAUAAGCCAAGAGAUGAAGCAUAUAUAACGGAAAAUCGUCCUCAGAUGAUCUCCAUAUUAAGUAAAUGAUACUAAACGUUGCGAAAGAAAUUAUUGUUUGUAUCCGUCCUAUCCAUCGUAAAAGCGAGGGGUCAUCGCAUGACAUCCGGUAUAUUAAACAGAGGUAAUACGCACGGGUUUCACGAGUUGUAUGCACUAUUUUUCGCCGAGAAACAAAUUUAAACUUCAAUUCUUACCUUACAGUAGUCCGUUCUUUUACCUUGCAUUCGACAACAAAUCUGUUAAAGGCGAACAAAGCGAUUCCGGCACUCUUCUUUAUGAUGAGUAGCAAGCCGCAGGAACUGAAGCCGCUUGACUGAAGUAAAAUCCACCGAUAUGCGCGGCAUUCUCACUACAAAUAUAAACAAACGUCGCGGAGAAAAAAAGACGAGGAGGAAAAAAUGCCAGAUCUUCGCCUCGGCAAUGUAUUCCAGCUACCAUGCCGGCGUAUCUCUAGAAGGUGGACUCGACGUGGGACAAACCUUGUGAUCUCUUUUUAGAAGCCCUUUGCGCGCAAACUAAUUUAUUCUGGCGCGAAAUGAAGAAUAUGUAUACUGAAAUCUAAUCCACAACAAGAAGAUUUUCGCACUGUAGCGCGACAUACUAAAUGCCUAUUUUUACAAGUACGCGGAGAAAGUGGUCCACUAGUUUAACUAUUUUAAGAUGAAUUUACUCCACAAAAGCAAAAUGAAAUGUUUUAUCUCUAUGUUGUUUACGUGCCUGAUUAGAAGGCAGAAGUAAAUUCAUCAUACAGACCCCAUCAAAAUGAAAGUACACGAAUGAAACGGAAUAAGUCUGGGACGGUUUAGUUUCUACUCAGCAGCUUCUUUGCUUUUAUAACAAAAAUUUAAUGUUGCAGUCUGUUUUAAACGUUGGCAUAUCAACGCGCACAGUCACUGAAUGAAAACAACAGUCACGAUCACGUUCUUCGAAACCGACCAGACGCGCGCGACCUACCACUGUUAUGGUAAGCAAUUAUCCUGAAGGUGUUAAUGUUCCCGUGACAGUCUUCGCACUAAAGGUGUAAAUGGUAAACCGAACGGUCGCUUUGAUCAUCAGAAAGACCUGUCAACUUUGAUGAUUUAACUGAUUAAAUUACGGGACAGAAAUUUUACUGCAUGCGGCUCCUCGUGUCAUAAAAACCUUAGCGGAUAAAUCAAAUUCAACAUGACGAUAAGGAUUGUUGAACGUGGCGGUGUAGACACUUCCACGACCCAUAUCUAAUAACCCUUUUCAUUCAAGAAAAUACCUUUCGCUAAGAAAACAAAAGACAGUGAAAAAAAGCUACAAAUCUUGAUGCCGAAAACUACAAAGAUGUAUGCUUCGAUUUAUGUACGAUUGGAGAAUAUUCAUGUAACCCCUUUGCAUAUUUUUGUAUAUUUUUCUUUACAGUAAGACUCUCGUAUGGUAAAUAUAAUUGCCGGCAUAAUCUAAUAUUCUUUUUCCUCAAAGGUUAGUGAGAUAGAAGUAAAGCUCCCAAGGGCAAGCACGGUGGUCAGCCAUAUAUAUCAUAAAAAGUCCUAGACUAUGAGUAGUCCCGCAUUUUCCUCAGGGAUACUAGAGCGCGGAAAAUAGUCGCGAGCGCGCGUGAAAGUAGGCACCCACCAGUAAGGUAACUCACGUAGGGAAGAGCACCAGAUAUCUCGCUUCUCUUCGCGCGUGGUGAUUUUCACUCGCGCUUGCGUAUUUAGCUCCCUCAACUACUCGCAGUCUAGAGCAGUUCCCACCCUUGCUAAUAUAAGUAGCUUCCGCCACAAAGAUUGUUUACUGUUUGCCGCAGAUAGCCAAUGUGUUGCUGCAUAACAAGGGGAAAUGGGACACCGGUACAGAGUUGCUUGACGACAACAUGGAUGAGCGUUUGCUUCUUUCUGAGCGGCGUCCAAUCCUUGUAGUCUGCUAUACCAAUCAUGCCCUCGAUCAGUUUCUAGAAGGAAUCCACAAGUUUCAUCCCAAGGGUAUCGUUCGAAUCGGAGGACGAAGCAAGAGUGAGGUUAUGAAGGCUUGUAGUUUGUCAGAGCUGAAGCACAGGAUGCACAAGGUAAGAGUCAAUUGUCACGUCGAGGAUGAGCUAUACUUUUCUUCACUCCUCAACCACCCCUGUAUACCUUUCAAGCAGACGCCGCUUGUAAUCCAAGGUCCCGGGUAAAAGGCCUGACGAAAACCAUAGACAUAUCGCGAACACCUUUGAUAAACCGAGCACAUUAAAUGGUGAAAAAAAAGCAGAAAUGGCCGUGUGUCCACAGCUUGUUGAAAUUAAAUUCAAAAACUACGAACGAAAAUUCAUAGUUUCUGGCAGUAACAAAGCAGAGCAGCUUAAAAUUGGUUGUUUCUCGCAACUGAAUAAGUGAUCGAUAGGGAUAAGGAUUCGUAGCCUUUAAACAGAAUUAUAAAACUUUAAGAACAAGAUACCGUCUAGUAGAACUACCUUAUGCAUCUGUAGUAGGUCGAAAUGAAAUUCAGGUUAAAAUGGUUUCAACCAAGUUUGAUUCUAAGUUCCUUUUGUUUGCUACACCAAAUUAUUCAGGAAGGAAAUUGAGACUCGAACUUCAUUGAAAUCAAUAUAAGCUGGAUUUCAUUUUGACUCCAAUCAUACCCAAAGCAAUUUGCGGGUCACUUGUGAAAUACACCAAAGAAGAUUCCACAAACAUCAUGGAUUUCCUUACUUUCGUCGGUAGCUGUUAUAUAUAUUAACCUGUUAAUUAGCAUCACCUGCCACCUCGAUUUACAUUCUGAAAUAAGUUCUAUUUUUUCUCUUUAUUUAGGACAAAUCAGCUCCGGUUCAAAUAAGAAGGGCUUUUUACGAUGCACACCAGGAAAUGGACCACACAACAGCAAAAUUACAAUCAGCAGCUGAAGACCUGAAAAGGUGCUUUGAAAACCUGCUACACGAAGAUGAUCUUCGUCAACGCGCAUCAUCAAGCAUGACUGUUAUGCAUUACCAGUCUCUAAAAGAGCCUUUUGACGGAUUUUUUGGGCGAAAGGACAGCGCUAUCCUUCAGUGGCUAAACCUCUCUUGGAACUCGGCCAACCCUAACCAAGGUAAGAAGCUAUUAAAAGUAGAAAAAUUAAAAUUGUAGACGUUAAGACGAACCAUUAAGUAAGGCAAUUGCCCUUUUCUCUUACUGAUGUUUUUGACCACUCGUAAAGCCUUGGAAGUGUUUCCUCCCCACGACAUACUGUGAGUUCAAAAAAGGAUAACAACUGAUUGUUUCUUCUUUACUUAUCAGCGCCUGUACAGCCCGUAGCAGUGUUCCCACUGAAUAGCCAGUGUCGUGGACUGGAAAGAGUGUCAAGAGCCAAGCUAGCAAGUUUUUCCCGUGUUGCAUCGGCCCCUGGGCCGGACGGAACGCAAGGUGGAUCUAUUCAUCUACGAGGAAUUCCUAAUUCGUUCAUUGAAAUUCCAAAUCACGUCGGGAGUGACCUGGACACUAGGACUUCAAUCACACUCCUCAUGCACGUGUUUCCGGUCGGAAACAGAGGUCCUAUCCUAAGUUUCCAUGAAGAUGGCCUAGGAGUCCAGAUAUGGCAAGAAGGCUUGGAAGAUGGAAAGGGAAUUCUAACGGUUCGUUUUGUCUGGAGAGAUUUUUCCCAGCCUCUAGCCCUUUCAAAGGCAGUGUUGACCAUGAACGCUUGGAACUUUAUUGGUGCCUCUUAUGAUCAUGAUUCUGGAAUUGCGCGUCUAUGGCAAAAUGGAAAUGCAGUAGAGGCGAAGUUUAUAGGCAGCAAAAUGGAGUUAGCAACUCAGUUUUCCAUCCGAAUCGGAGCCAUAGCUUCUGCCGGACCAGGUCAUUGCUUUCAAGGGCGGGUUCGCGAGCUUCAUGUAUUCAAUGAAUCCCUCGGAAAAGAAAUGGUCCGAACUGUUGGUGGAAUUGCUCAGGAAGGUAAUCGAGUAUGCUAGUCAAUUCACAAAACUGUGCCUACUGUAGAAUCAUCAACCUUUCGCUUAUUAAGUCACAACGAAAGUCAUGAACAGUAAUUCUAACUCUCACCAUUUGCGCUCCUCUAAAGGUGGUGCAGCAGGACAAGAUGGGGAUGAAGGAGGCGAGGGAGAAGAGGAAGACGACACUGAGGAUGCGGAUGUGUUGUACGAAGCAGAUGUUAUGCAGGACCAACGACUUCUGGAUAAUGAUGACGUAAGAGUGUUUGGCACGAAAUCGGCGGGCCUAAAAGGAGCAAGACUGAAGGUUGUGGAUCCCUUUGCUUUUGCUGGAGGAUCUGAAGACGGAUGGCAGGUCCAGAACGCCGAUCGGCUCAAAAAGAGGUUAAAGAGAACGAUCAUUCAAGAGCUGAGCAAAAAGGAUGUCAUGCCAGAUGAAAGAGCAAAAAUGGUGAGCUGGAAACAAAAAAACAAAAAGAAAAAAAAACGCCCUGUUUAGUCUGGUUUCUCAAAAUGAUGACAGAGCUUUAUUUUAAUGCAGUCAGCAUGUUACAUUGCGGUUUGCUUUUAAAGUGGUUUUCAUGUGCCUACACUUACGCUUUAACUUUGUCUGUGCCAUGCACGCAAAAUUCAUUUUUUUUCAAAUGACAAGCAUUGACUGACGGCAAGAGAAGCCCUUUACAUAAAUAGCUCUGAUAUUUGAACAAAGAUACUUUCUUACAAAUAUUAAUCCUCUCCUUCAUGAUUCUUAACUAAGGAAUUUUUACAGGAGUGUAAGUUUAAGGAUAUACACCGGUAAGUAUUUUUAUUCAGUCUUGGAGACAUUUAUGCAAGAACACCAUGUAAAGAUGACAGAAUGAAUGUAGAUUUGACUCGCAUUAAUCUUAACGGAAGGCUACAAAAAAAUCAGUCACCCAUUCCCUACAGCGUUGUAAUCUGAAACUCCUUAGUUUGAUUUAAUGCUUCUUUUAUCAUGUAGGUACGAAAUGUAUGGAGGUUAAGUGUAAACGAUCGCUGGCGUUUGUACCGACGUUGGCUAAAGGAUGUGAGCGAUGGUUACCGCCAAACUAUCUCGCUUUUCCAGGAACAAUUUGAAGAGGGUGCUAAACGACUAAAGGACAUAAAAAACAUGGAAGACUUUGAGAUACUCAAGAACGCUGACGUCGUUGGUAUGACUACCACGGGUAUGUUUGAUAAGUGCUUCUGGCAGGUUGAACUUGCACAAUGACGAGAGGAAGGGAGCGAAAAAAGGGGUCUAAGUAAAACAGUGGUACAGUUUCUCAGUCGUUAUCUCUGCCACUGUCGUUUUACAACAGUUGAAAUUGGAUUUUAGUGUAACCUAGCCAUGGCUUGAUAACCAGACCAUCGAUCGUACUGAUCAUCAGAGAUUCGUUUGAGGCCAUUUUAUAGUAAGCUGAGGACUUUUUAAAACCGUUUCAAGCGUUACUUUUUCAUAAUUUUCAUGUAGGUGCGGCAAAGUUCCGCAAGCUGCUGCAGAGACUGAAACCGCGAAUAACGAUUGUAGAGGAAGCCGCUGAGGUUCUCGAGUCGCACAUUGUUACUUCUCUGACUUCCGGAUGCCAGCACUUGAUUUUGAUUGGUGAUCACCAGCAACUCCGCCCCAAUCCCACUGUCUUUGAACUCGCCAAACACUACAAUUUGGACGUGUCCCUUUUUGAAAGAAUGGUAAAAAAUGGAAUGCCUUUUGAGCGGCUACGUCUACAGCACCGGAUGAGACCGGAAAUAUCCAAGAUGCUCGACCACAUUUAUUUCAACCCUAAGUUGGAGAAUCACAAAUCAGUGCUGAAUUUUGCAAACAUCAAGGGCGUGAAUCGUAACAUGUACUUUGUGGAUCAUGACGAGAGCGAGGUAGGUCUCACUUUCACGAAAUGCAAUACUCCCUUAAUGUGUCGCUGUCAAUAUUAACAGUAUAAUGCUAGCUUUGUGCAAAGGCGGAGUCUAGAGGACACAGAAAAUAACCACGAGGACAAUGGUGACAAGUUGGGUGGAAUUCUGUAAAACUCAAUUUUGUGAUUUAUCUCUACAAUUGUCCUACCCACCCAAAAUUGCGCUGUCAUAAACACAUGCAAUGCACAGCUGACUUACCGUAUUCAGGUGCAACAAGUAUUACAAUUGAUGGUAGGUAGUUAUAGUUGCCACUGUAUUUCUCAUUAGUAACCCAGAAAUCGCAUGUAACCUAGUUUCGAGAUUCAAAUUUCUCAUUUCUUACCGUAAUGCAGUUUCCUCCCACUAACCUCCACUAUUUUCAAGACAUUUUUGUUUCUGGAAUUUCAGGAAUAUCAGGAGGAGGGAAGAAGUAGGUCUAAUGAACACGAAGCAAAGUUUGUGGCUGCUCUUUGUCGCUACUUAAUCCUUCAAGGUUAUGAAAGGGAACAGAUUACAGUCUUAACAGCCUACACAGGACAAUUAAUCCAACUGAAGAAGGAGAUGCCUAAGGAUUUCUUCCGAGGGGUGCGAGUGUGUGCGGUGGACAAUUUCCAAGGAGAAGAAAACGACAUCAUCCUGCUGUCGCUUGUUCGAAGCAAUGAGGACGGAAAAAUCGGUUUUCUUCAGACUGAAAACCGGGUUUGUGUCGCACUGUCUCGGGCUAAGAAAGGUUUCUAUUGCAUUGGCAACAUCAGUCUUCUGAAAGAAAAGAGCCCACUGUGGAGAAAGAUAAUGGACGACAUGGAAGAGCGCGGUAAUGUCGGAAACGCUUUGACACUCUCGUGUCAAAACCACCCACGGAACGUGAUUCAGGCGUCAUGUGCAGAUGACUUCAAGAAAGCUCCCGAAGGGGGAUGUACAGUGCCUUGUGCUACCAGACUAGCGUGUGGUCACGUAUGUGAAAUGGUGUGUCAUCCAACAGACCCGGAACAUAAAGAGUACCAAUGUAAGAAACCAUGCGCUAAAAUCCUCUGCAGAAGAAAUCACAUGUGUUCCAGGAGGUGUUACCAAGAUUGUGGACCUUGUUCGGUGCUCGUGUUAAAAACCCUCCCAGGUUGUGGCCAUGUUCAGAAAGUCCCUUGCUACAAAGAUCCAUCUGAAGUGAAAUGCACGUCACCUUGUACUAAGUUUCUACCAAGAUGUGGGCAUCCUUGCCAAAACAUUUGCUCUGAGGCGUGUACAGUGGAGUGUACCGCCAUUACACUGAAAACCUGGCCUUGUGGGCACAAGAACAAGACAGCGUGUCACGUGAAUCCUAUGCAGACUCCUUGUAAGGCACCCUGUGGAGAGACGUUGAAGUGUGAACACCCUUGUGUUGGUAAGUCUGAAAGCAAGUUUUCAAAAUAGAUCGAUUAACUCAUCUGGCUAUUUCCUUCAACAAAAAGUAGGCAACGACCAAAGAAGAUACAACUAGCCUUGACAAUGAUCUCUCAUCUCUUGCUUAAGUUGGUAAAACGUUUGAUACCGAUGCUCAGAGAUCAUUUCAGCAAUGUUUAAUUUCUCAUGCUUUUUAAUUGUUUUUGUUUUUUUCACAUGUCAGGUAAUUGCAGUCUGUGUUUUCGCGGUCGAGUUCAUGUCCCUUGCAAGAAAAACUGCGGCCGUACCCUAUUCUGUGGUCAUUCCUGCUCUGAGCCUUGUACCAAAAACUGUCCCCCGUGCAAAGAACGCUGUGGCAACUCCUGUACGCACAGCAAGUGCAAGAAAAAAUGUGGCGAGCCUUGUGAGCCUUGCAACGAGAGAUGCAGUUGGCAAUGUGUGCAUCACCGAUGCACUAGAUUGUGUGGACAGCCAUGUAAUCGUCAGCGAUGUAACGAGCCGUGUAAAAAGCCUCUUCCUUGCAAGCAUCCCUGUAUUGGUCUUUGCGGGGAACGAUGUCCAAAGAAGUGCCGAGUGUGUCAUAAGGAUGAGGUCACCGAGAUUUUCUUCGGAACUGAAGACCACGAGGACGCAAGGUUUGUAGAACUGGCUGAUUGUGGUCAUGUGUUUGAAGUCGAGAUGAUGGACCAGUGGAUGGACCAGGCCGAGGCAGGGGAUGAUGGAAAGGAUGUUGAUGUCCAGCUCAAGCGCUGUCCCAAGUGCUCAACUCCCAUUCGUACCAGCUUGAGGUAUGGUAACAUUGUUAAGAAGAUUCUUGCUGACUUCGAGGAAAUAAAGCGAAAGAUUCUACUUGGAAAACAACAGCGUGAACAAGCCGUUAGUGGGCUAAGUUUGAAAGCACAGAAGAUCAAGUUGUUCCCAAAGGAACAGAAGAAACUUGAGGAGUCACUGCUUCUCAAGAAUCUUACAGAUGAACAAGUGAAUGUGUUUGAGAACCAGAUCAGCCUGUUGUCCUUCCUCCAGGAACUCAAGGUUAAGAUACACAAAGGCGCAAAAGCUGAGAGUGAGAGAGCGCAAGAAAGCUAUCACUCAUCAAGACUACUGCAGGAAAGGAAAGAAGAACUAGACAGUCUAGUGGAAAAACUCCGAUUCCGUGUCAUGGAGACUCGGGCGCGGUUCAGUGACCAAGAGUUAGAGGAACUGAAAGAGGAGAUGUACAGAACACAGCUUGCUGUUGACUUAAAGAUUCUGAAGAUGCAGCUUGACAUCCGAGGACAUAAGCUGAACGCCACUGAUUCCGUGAAAAUUGACCUCGUGCAAAGCGCCUUGGAUUCUGAGAAAGUGAUUGGUAAGUGGAUUGACAAUGAAGGACAGAGAUGAAAAACGCAAUGAUGAUAUAGAAGAAUAGCAACUAAACAGCAUCAUAGGUCUAAAGUUCUAACAAAAACGAAUCCCAGUGCUUGGGUAAUUCUUUAUUAUAGCUGUGUUACACCACGGGCUGAUGUUUUAGCGUAUAUAGGUAAAUACAAUCUACGAGCUCUGAGGGUUCAAACAAAAACACCAUCGUAUAUAUAACGAAUCGUUGUAAUUAAGUGUGAAGACAAGUGUUUAACACCGGGAUGGGGGUGAGGGGGAAGGGGCAUCCAAAGAAAGCGGAGAAGGGAAAUGUUGUAACUAACUUCAUUUGAAAGCAUUACGGAUAUACAUUUCGCAACUUCAAACAUGGUCAUGAAUUAUAAUACCAUUUGUCAUAUCAAAAUCCAAGCAAAAUUGUUAUGGUCAUAAAUCCCCAACCAUAUUGCGUACUCACUGUGUAGUUUCCAGCAUAACUUUGAAAAUUUCUAUUUCAAGCGUCUCUCCUAAAUCCCAGUAAAAGAAUCAUGAACGAAACACUUUUUCUGGGUUCAUUUUAGGAAAAGACGUCAGAGACCGUUAUACAACUCGCAUAAAGCGGAUCGGACGAUUGUGCGGACUUGAAGUGUUUUACCAGGAAGUCACCCGACAAGAAAAAGACCUGAUUGUGAAGGCCAUGGGUUUAACACAAGGACAUUGGUUCAAGUGUCCAAAGGGUGAGUAUAGCCUCUCAGUCUCCUAGACUAUUCAGAAAACACACAAUUUCCAGCUGUUAAUGCAUUGGAUAAGACGAGUCGACUCUUUUGAAUUACCAAUUUCCCGAUGAACUCUAUAACUCAAUGAGAGCAAGAGUGAUAGAUAAAAACAGUUGACGGCUUCCCUAGAAUAAGUAAACCCCGCCAACCAAUCGCCCCCUCAACCGGCGUCCGUUCUUUCUUUCGCCGAAAAUUUAAAUAACGGCGCAAGCUUCACCACCUUUAUAACAUCUCCCCUCCUUACUAAAUCCUAGGUUACCCCGCUGCCCAGUUUGAAUGAUCCGCGGGUGUAUUAUCACUCUUAUCUCAUUAUAGGACACAUUUACUGCAUCACAGAGUGUGGUGGGGCGAUGGAAGAGGGCCGCUGCCCGGAAUGUGGCUCAGCGAUUGGUGGUCAAAAUCAUCGUCUGAGAGAUGAUAAUCGGGUAGCAAGUGACAUGGAUGGAGCUCGUUUUGCUGCCUUUUCUGACAUGGCAAAUAUCCACAACUUCGACCCAAACGACUUGCGAUUUUGA
Porites lobata is the source of this 16247-nucleotide messenger RNA. NCBI's taxonomy places the organism in Eukaryota, Metazoa, Cnidaria, Anthozoa, Scleractinia, Poritidae. The record is from the annotation of a GenBank genome assembly.